Molecule: messenger RNA, 495 nt
Organism: Colletotrichum aenigma
Lineage: Eukaryota; Fungi; Ascomycota; Sordariomycetes; Glomerellales; Glomerellaceae
Exons: 1
Coding region: 1-495 (164 amino acids)
Source: RefSeq, a predicted model, not a curated record
AUGGCUAGACCCCUCAUGAGCCCUCUGCUGCUUGAGAACACUUCAACCCCUGCCAAACCAGCUGGUCAGGUCUGCAAAGGGCUCUCUGAUGGCAAAGCAAGCGAAAAAUGGGCGGCAGAUACAUCAGCAGUCCCUUGGUCAACCCCCAAGAAGAGGGAUGAGCUUCAGGAUCAGUUCAGCCUGUUCAGCAAGCUGGAUAACGAUGAGCAUACGCAACGCCUGCUUUUUCGGAAGGUUCAGAAGGGCUUUGAUGAGAAGGCAUACCAACUGGCAGUAGCCCAGCGAAAGAUUGAGGCACUACAAGCAGAGGUUGAUGCCAGUAGGGCCAGGAAACGCAAGAAGGUCAAAAUGAGCCCAAAUUCGAAGUUUGCUGAUAUAGAGGCUAUUCGGAGGGCUCAAAUCGAGGCGGGAGAACUUGAAAAUAGUAUAAAUGAAUCCAGCGAGUCUGAAAACCCUAGUGAUAGCGAAAGUUGUAUUGUAGUUGCAUCAGAAUAG